Messenger RNA from Necator americanus (New World hookworm), 4698 nucleotides. RefSeq lists its product as uncharacterized. Gene Ontology annotation, molecular function: acyltransferase activity, transferring groups other than amino-acyl groups. The record is from RefSeq and is a predicted model, not a curated record. NCBI's taxonomy places the organism in Eukaryota, Metazoa, Nematoda, Chromadorea, Rhabditida, Ancylostomatidae. The coding region runs from base 1 to 4698 and encodes 1565 amino acids. The transcript is spliced from 17 exons. Gene Ontology annotation, biological process: polysaccharide biosynthetic process. Gene Ontology annotation, cellular component: membrane.
AUGGAAGAAUUACUGGCGCCCGCUCGACCAGUUCGAAGAUCAACGGGAGUCAAGCUGUCGACCUAUCGCUUCUUUGUACACACCUGGUCAUUGGCUGUAGAGUUGCAGUAUUAUUUGAUAGCACCUGUGUUGAUGGGAAUUGCGUCAUGCUGUGAACAAAACACUCGUCGGAUUCUCUUCUUCUGCUUAGCAGCGUUCUCUAUUGUCUUCCAACUUCUCAGUCCGCCAAAGUGUAGUGCACGAAAUGUUCAUUUCAACCUACCGAAAUUCACACAGGAGGAUUCCCAAAAAUGGUCAGUGUUUGCGCACAACGCCAAAGCCCAUAACCUGAAGGGCCAACUGCCUGAAGGGAGCAUGGAAUCUUUGGCAACAACCAUUCGUUUCGUCACACUGAAUUGCCGAACACUAUCGAGCGAACUCCAACAAGCCGCUCUAUCCAGACUUCUGCGAUAUCUCUGUGUGCCUUUUGCUGCACUGCAGGAAACACGCAUGAGGGAUCGGCCCGUCAUCAGCAUCGAAAAUUACACCAUAUACUGCGGCGAUGCUGAUGAGAACAAAGUAGGUGGCUGCGCGAUAGCUGUGAGGAACGAUUACAAGAAACUGAUGGAGGAAUUUGGCUCAACGUCGUCUAGAUGUGCCUUUCUACGACUGUGGGAUCGCAGAGGACGUAAACUCUGGAUCGUAAGUGCUCACGCACCUACGGAAACCGCUGAGGACAACAGUAAGGACGCCUUCUAUGAUGAACUCAAUGCGUUGAUGUCUAAAAUACAAAGCCAGCAGGUGGUCAUUGUCGGAGUCGACGCAAAUGCGAAGAUGGGACUCGAACAGCAAUCCGAUGUGCUAGGAAAAUGGUACUGUGCAACGGAGCGCACGUCGAACAACGGUGACCGUCUGGUCGACUUGUGCGAACAGACGGGCCUCAUCAUCGCUUCCACGUUUAAGAGGAAUCAUCGACGCCAUCAGCUCACGUGGCGGGGGUCAACCCUUUUAACGCAUGAAGAGCAGCGCAAGCGGAAGAUGAGGACUCUUAAACUUCAGCUCGACUACGUUCUUGCGAGGAACAUUCCUCAGUCAGAUAUCCGAAAAUCUAGAGCUUCGUCGCGUUCGACUCUGACCACCGUACAGUUCUUCUCAGCUUUAGGAUACGGUUCCACAAAAGAGAAACCGAGGCCGAGAAUCGACAUGGCAGGUCUGAAAGACGAUGAAUGCAGAAGAAAAUUCCGCCAACGUGUGUCUAUUCAUGUUGGAGUACGGACCAGGAAGAAGCUUAGCGAUGCGGAUUCCUUCACAAAGUGCAUCCAGGACGCUGCAAGGGAAACGCUCCCGGUUCUAUUGCCACGGAAGAAGUUUGCCUUUGUAUCUGCGGAAACAAAAUCCACAUACAAUUCUGUAUGUGUCGCGCGCAGCGCUGGUGACUUCAACCAGGAAAAGCGUCUUAGAAGGAAGCUGCGUCGUCAACUGCAACAAGACCGCGAUAACGAGUGGACGUCAAGAGCGAUGGAGUUUGAGAAGGCGUGGGAGGACAGGAACACGCGGAAAGCCUACGCUCUACUAAAACAGUAUAGCGGCAAAAUGAAAAGAUGUUCCCCUGUCAUCAACACUGCCAAUGUGGUAGCUGUCGGUGAAGCAACCCUUCCAAUUUGGAAAGAACACUUCAAGACCUUGCUGAACCGGCUAGCACCGUCAGCCCCUGAACUCGAACACGUUCAUAGACCGACAUACGCGGUUAACGAGGAGCCACCGACCGUGUCGGAGGUCUUGGUCUGUAUUCAAAAAAUGAAGAAUGGAAAAUCUGGCGGAGACGACGGGAUUAGCGCAGAAAUGCUAAAAUAUCUUCCUCCGUCUGGGAUUCGUGAGAUGACAAAGAUCAUCCGUUCAAUAUGGAUAGACGAAAGGAUACCUGAUUCGUGGAGAUACGCUAUCAUAAUUCCCCUCCACAAGAAGUUAUCCGUCACGGAUCCAAGGAAUUAUCGAGGAAUCUCUUUGCUGCGUGUUAUGUACAAGGUACUGGAGCGCAUUAUCCUGGACCGACUCAUUAAACAUCGCGAAGAAACAACGCGCGACGAGCAAGCUGGCUUUCCCGCAUUCGACUCUCCUCACCGAGGCCGUCUUCUCAACGCGCUUCGCGCCGAUGGAGUACCAGGAAAGUUCGUUCGCUUGCUUGAUGACGUGAAUCAAGGAACAACCGCUGCGGUUCGAACACCAGCCGGAUGUACAACACCGUUUGAAGUGGUAACUGGAGUAAGACAAGGGGCGGUGGCAGGACCCUUCCUGUUCAAUUUUGCCAUCGACGACAUUAUGCGAAGAACAGUCGACCAGUGUCCUGCCGACAUUGUCUUAGCACCAUCUGGGUGCCCCUUGACUGAACUCGAGUACGCUGACGAUGUUGUUAUAUUCGCGGAAAGCAGUACGAAACUUCAACAUGUUGUCAACCUUGUAUCGAAGCUGGCUGCAGCCUAUGGACUGCGCCUACGCCCUGAUAAAUGCAAGCAGAUAUGGAUCUCUUCGAGACCACGAAUGGGAAUCAGGGUGGACGGGCAACUGAUAGAACUCGUCGAUGAGUUCUGUUACCUACGCUGUACGCUGAAGAACAAUGGCAGCUACGAGAGAGAUGUUCAGCAAAGAUGCGCUAAGGCCACUUCUGCAUUUAACUCCUUAACGAAAUGUUUGUGGUCGACCCCCAUCACCAACGAAGUCAAGCUGCGAGUCUACCUAUCCGCAAUUCGCCCCAUUAUGAUGUACGGAUCGGAGACUUGGGCAGCACCAUCAACGGUUAUGGAGAGGCUUGACUGCACGGAACGAAAGCUGCUUAGACGGCUACUUGGCUACUUUUGGCCUAGGGUAUGCCACAAUGAAGAUCUGUACGCAGAAAUUGAUGUGGUUUACCGGCGGAUGACACGUGGAAGAUAUCAACAUCUUGCACCGCCUUCGAAAGCGGCUAAAGUAAAUCGUCUUCGCUUCUUUGGUCAUAUAUUAAGGAGACCGGCGGAUCGCCUUGUUCAACGAGUUCUGAGGAGUUCGUCGGGUUCGAGCUGGAAGAAGCCACCUGGCCGAAAACGGAAGUUCUGGACUGAGGUGGUAAAAGAGGACCUGAGGACACUCGGCGUGGAUAGGCAGUUCAGGCGAGACGUAAGGUUUCGCAGAAUAUGGAAUAACGACGAAUGGAUUGAUUCUGUGCAAGCUCUCGCAGAAGAUCGAGAAGGUUGGGCAGAGCUGUGUUCAAGGACGGCACACCUCGGCGAAAAUGCGGGUAAUCGCAUAGCUUAUGGCUUCCUGUUGUCUCGAACAUGGCAAUUUAUGUGUGGAUCCAUAGCAUAUGAAUAUUUGGAAGGACGACAAACGGCAAAUACUUAUCAACUCUUAUCACACCAAGACAAUGACGAGCCACACCGUACGACACGAAGAGUUCCACAAAAACGCGCUCCUGCUCUACAUGAUACUGCUUUCACUACAGCAAUCUUCUUCACUCUGCUCCAGUUAGUAUUGGUUAGUCCUGAUUUCGUGUCAGACGAUGUCGCCAGAAUUUUCUCGACUCUUCUUGCGGGUAUUACCAUAUACGUCAACUCAAACUCUUUUUGCCUCGCUAAUCCAGUUAUUGUAUACUGUGGCGACAUAUCCUACGUCCUUUACCUUAUUCACUGGCCGGUUAUAGUGGCAGCUCGCUACUACACGGAUACUCAACAACUCAGCAUCGGAGCUACCAUCGUUGUGCUGCUCGUCAGCUUUGGAGUGUCAAUAGUCGUUCACCAUUCUGCUGAGAAAUUCUUUAUUGCCAGUGGAGUGUUGCCGGCGUUAAUAUGUGUGGCUGCCUGCUACAUCUUUGUAUUUGGCACCGAGACUGAGUAUCUGAAGAGUCCACCACUUGAAAGCAUUGACCCCAACUCAUCGAAAAUUAAAUAUGCUAUCGAGUGGAACUUGCGUGAAGAUCGAAAAGUUUAUUUCCAACUGCCGUGCGAUGCGGAUAAGGACACUCAACUUUAUACAAAGUACAAGGGAGAACCUCAGCUCCGAUGUGUUGCGAAAGGUAACGGCACCGCUAACGUUCUGCUGAUAGGAAACUCGAUAGCGUACAGAGCGUAUCCGCUGAUCCACGACAUUAUGAAAGGACGUUUCAGCACGCUCAGACUCUUCGCCAGAAGCUCUUGCCCGGCUUUAUCAAACUGGUGCAAAGAAUUUUCAUCUGCGACGAGGAGCGUUGUACAACAUGUGAAACCUGACAUUCUAAUGAAUAUACAUCAUUCUUUGCACCCUCCCUUCGUAGCUCCGAUCACGGAUCUCAAGUCGGAUCUCAUUUUCAACCAAUUCCAAGCAAAUGUGGAUUUCUUCAGUAAGUUCUCGAAGCAUAUCGUGAUCGACAUGCCGUACUACAAAUACCCAGUACUGAGAACCGCAGCAGUUUUGGCUAAACGAUUGCAACAAAGUCUUCCUCCUGGCGACGACCUCGUUGUGACGUGGGAGCAAUAUAUAAACCAAACUCAGUAUCACAGAAGGCGAAUAAGUUCGAUUAAAUGCAAAAAGUGCAUCAUAAAUGACGUAGCUGAUGCCCUCUUCAACAACGGUGUCUUCUAUACCUACGACCCUCAUACAUUUCUAGCGCGACUCGGUGAUGGAAGUCACAUGACUCCCGUGGGGCUUGAGUUGCUUCGACCUCUCUACGCUAAAAUUUUGAACAAACUGCUAGCAUUGUUACCGAACUAA